This is a messenger RNA of Necator americanus (New World hookworm), 282 nucleotides long. RefSeq lists its product as uncharacterized. The coding region runs from base 1 to 282 and encodes 93 amino acids. The transcript has a single exon. NCBI's taxonomy places the organism in Eukaryota, Metazoa, Nematoda, Chromadorea, Rhabditida, Ancylostomatidae. The record is from RefSeq and is a predicted model, not a curated record.
AUGUCCAUGAGGUCGCAUAGAGUACCAGAAGAAUAUGUGCGGUGGACGAAGCUACUUUAUGCGAAGCCUACCAGCGUUGUACGAUGUGCUGCUGGAACAAGCAGCCCAUUCCCUGUACAAGUAGGGGUUCAUCAGGGUUCAUCCCUCUCAUCUCUGCUGUUCAUACUGUGCAUGGACACGAUAACGAAGGAAAUCCAGAAGCAGCAUCCGUGGACCCUACUCUCUGCCGACGAUGUCAUGCUCGCGUCGGAGUCUCGAGAUGAUCUUCAGAAACUAGUGUAG